AAUGAACUGAUUUGUUAACGAACACAUGUGCUUAAGUUCUUUAUUAAAUAAUAAAACAUAAUAUUGGCGACGAUCGUAAAAUACUAAUAUGGAGCGUAAAUCAGUCAAAUUCCAAGAAUUUAAUGUAAAAUCGGAUAAUUGGGACAGUUAUAUUGACAGACUAAAAUAUUGUUUUGAGGCAAAUGGAAUCGAAAGUGAUACUGUUAAAAAGGCUAAUUUCUUUACUGUGUGUGGUGCUGAAGUGUUCGAAACUGUUCUCGCGUUAAUUACACCAACAAAAUCUAGUGAUGUGACUUUUGUUGAAAUUGAAAACAUUCUAACCAAACAUUACAGUCCGAAACCAAAUGAAAUGUCUAUGUCAUACAAAUUCUACAAACGAGAUCAGGCACAAAACGAAUUGGCUUCUGAUUAUAUUGCUACGUUACGCAAAAUUAGUUCGGGAUGCAAUUUUAUUGAUUUAGAACGAAUGCUUCGAGAUAGACUGGUGUGCGGCAUGAGCGAUCAUAAGCUUCAGUAUGAGUUGUUGAAGAGAGAACAACUUCGUUAUGAAGAUGUUCUACAUGCUAUGGUAUCAUCGGAGAGCGCCGGAAAAGAUGUGCGCAUGAUUCAAAGCACGAGCACGGACACAUUUGGUAUGACACAGGGUGAGGUAGUGACGUCACAUGCCGAGCCUAUGGAAGUGAAUGUCAUCAAUUUCAAACGUAAUUUUCGACUGUGCUAUCGCUGCGGAGACCGACACGGUGGAGAGUGUCGUUAUAUUAAUUCAAUUUGUCAUUAUUGUAAGAAAAAAGGGCAUAUUGAAAAGAUAUGUACAUCUAAGAAAAACAACAAAAGAAAGAGAAUUAACUAUACAGAUGAUGAAUUUCAAGCGCAAUUAAAUGGUAUUUACAACGUGAACACAAAUAGUCGGCGCGUACCAGCUUACGAAGUAAAGGUGUUACUAGAUGGUGUACCAGUGAUUAUGGAAGUGGACUCGGGUGCUGCCUACUCUCUUGUGAAUUUACAUACGUGGCGUCGAAUACACUCUCACAUGCCUUUGGAACCUUUGAUGAAUAAAUUAUGUACUUGGAAUAAUUCUGCAGUCAGAGUGGACGGUCAAGCCACAGUGCUAGUACAAUAUAAAGACAUUAAGUGUUCUCUUAAGGUUAUUGUGGCUCAGGGUUCGGGUCCAAAUUUGUUAGGACGUAAUUGUUUUGAAGCUUUAGGAAUAUGUGUAAAUGUAAAUACUAUUAAAGAAAUUAAUGUGACUGAGGUAAUUUUGAAUAAACAUAAUGAAGUUUUCAGAGCCGGACUCGGUACUUAUCGUGGGGAACCUGUAAAUAUUCACCUGAAACCAGGUGCAGUGCCAAGAUUUAUGAAAGCGCGUCCUGUACCGUACGCUAUCAAAGAAAGAGUUGAAAAAGAAAUCAAUCGCCUGGAAGCUGAAGGAGUACUCCGCCCUGUAACUUUUUCUGAGUGGGCUACUCCAGUUGUUCCUAUCGUAAAAAAGAAUGGAGACGUACGCCUUUGUGGAGAUUAUCGUAGUACAGUUAAUCAGGCUACAGAGUCUGAUACGUAUCCAAUGCCCACCGCAAGUGAAGUGUUUGCCACUAUCUCUGGAGGUAAUAUUUUCUCAACGUUAGAUCUUGAUCGUGCUUAUACUCAGGUGGUUGUCACAGACGACACAGCACGUCUCCUAACCUUAAACACAUGUAAAGGUCUUUACACGGUACAUCGGCUAACUUUCGGCGUCAAGACUUCCCCGGGUAUAUUCCAACGUUUAAUGACAGCAUUACUAGCUGGCAUAUCUGGUGUUGCAGUGCUAAUCGAUGACAUCAUCGUUAGUGGUAGAACAGCGCAGGAGAUGACACAAGGCUUAGAUGCAGUCCUGGAUCGCAUUGAAAAAGCGGGAUUACGACUCAAUAAAGGCAAGGAAACAAGACAUGCAGAUGGGUUGAGUCGUUGGCCACAACCUGUAUCAGAACAACCUGAAGAACAGCUUCAGGACAUAUUGCUACUGGCCGAAACACCAGACGAGUUUCCAAUAGAUGUUGCUCAAAUAGCAAAUGCUACCAAACGAAAAUGCAGAAAGAGGAAGGAAUCGGAAUUGGAUUGUGAGGCAGUGAAUGUUGAGGAACAAGAAGAUAUGGAAGACAUUUCUAGUAGUUUGGAGGAACAGGAAAUUAUAGAGAUACCGAGUCCGGAUAAAUGGGCAGAAAUGUUAGGAAUUCCUCCCGAACCAGAAUCAGGAUAUUCUGGUGUCCUCUGGUUCCUUGCACUGGCUCUUUUAGAUUCCAAGUUCAGUUCUUUGAAAUCAUCAAUGUAG
Bombyx mori (domestic silkworm) is the source of this 2305-nucleotide messenger RNA. RefSeq lists its product as uncharacterized. The coding region runs from base 89 to 2305 and encodes 738 amino acids. The transcript has 4 exons. The record is from RefSeq and is a predicted model, not a curated record. Lineage: Eukaryota; Metazoa; Arthropoda; Insecta; Lepidoptera; Bombycidae.